This is a messenger RNA of Drosophila navojoa, 2031 nucleotides long. RefSeq lists its product as uncharacterized. NCBI's taxonomy places the organism in Eukaryota, Metazoa, Arthropoda, Insecta, Diptera, Drosophilidae. The record is from RefSeq and is a predicted model, not a curated record. Gene Ontology annotation, cellular component: nucleoplasm.
UUUUGUUCAACAUUUUAAGUUUUCGUGUUUGCUGUUGAAUUUGGGUAUUAUGCCACCCCCAAGACCAAAGGGGAUUGGAUUUACAACAGGGGUCACACCAGCUAGACCCAGUUCAAAUACCCCCAUGUCGGAAAGACAACAAAUGGCUUUAUUAAUCCAAAUGACUGCAACGUCCUCAACAGAAACAUCGCGUACGCAUUCAAAGAAAAAUGAUAAAAAAGGUGAUGCAGAUGUUGAAGAAGUCACUGCCACGGAUAAGCAGUUAGAAGUCGUCAAUGAAACCAAGGAGAAGGCAGCAACAGAGGAUUCCAGUUCAGAGAGUAAAAAUGCUGAACAAAAUAUAGCUCAAAGCGUGACAAGCACAAAGCGAAGUUAUUCGGAUGUUGAGGAAGACAUCGAGGAACAUGGCGACGACGUAAAGAAGAAGAAACGCAAAGAUUUAGAUAAUUUGAAAGACGUAAAGAAUACUUCACUUAAGGUAUCAUCUAAACUGGAGAAAACCUCAAAGUUGGCGUCCACCAAAAACUCGCCCUCAGGUAGUAAAAUAAGUACGACAGUUGCUGACAAAGAGCUGGAGGUGAACAAGACUGUGGAAAUUGAAAAUGAAACAGAAGGUAGCGAGGAUUAUAAGAGCAAUGAUAGCUCAUAUAAUGGUGCCUUGAAAGUGCCACCGCUGAAGAUUGUAAUACCGCAGCAGAAUUGCUCGAUCGACACGGAUGGUAAUGUCCUGCGUACUGGUAAAGUAGCUGCAUCACGGAAUGCGGCGUUGCCCUAUGUUGUCAGCUCCAAUAGUGAUUCGAUUGACACGGUGCUAUCCAAUCAAUGUCUGAGUCCACAUGAGAGUCCACAGAAAGUCAAUAUCGCCUGCUCGACCAUACUCGAUGAUAAGAAUAUCAAGCUAUUUAAUGACGAAAAGAACCUAAGGGUCUUACGCAGCUCCUAUCGCAGCGGCGUCACAAGCGCCGAACGCAGCUCGAACAACUCCUCCCCGCAAAUGCAGAGCAGCUCCCCAUCGCCAGCCUCAUCGAAUCAUGCCAAUGACAAUGCUGAUAUCAAGGGCUCCUAUACAAAUAUGACAGCCAGUCCCAUACAGCACAACCAAUUUGAUCAUGAGGUGUUGCCGAAUGUGCCGAGUCCUUCGACGUCCUCGACGUCAUCGUCGAAGGAGAUCAAUUCAUCUUCGAAUGUUGAGCUGCAUCCGCGUAAGCGAAAAAUAAGACCGAAGAAUAACGAUGAUAAUUCGAAAAAUUCUCAUGCCGAUAACUCGAUGGCCUCUGGCGACACCCACCCGCAUGAUUAUCCGUUUACGAAUGGAUUUCAGAUGUUCUUGAAUAUUCGCAGGCAAGUGGAGAGGAAGUGGAGAAAUCUGUAUCCCGUUAAACCUAGGCCACCUCAGGGCUACAAUGACUAUCUGCUCACGAAGCGUACUUAUCUGUUAAAUAAAAAUGUGACGACGCCUGUAAUCGAAGUGCCAGAUGCCAUUCCCGAAUGUAUGCGAGACUUUUAUAUCCAGCAAGAGAAAGCCAGGCGAGAUCUGUCCGACGGGCACACAGUGGAAAGAGAGAAACUCUGUUUGAGUGUAGAGCAGGAGAUAAUCCGAGUGCACUCAAAGGCAGCGAGAAGUAUAUCUGGCCAAGCUGCUCCCUAUUCCGUGUGUACGUUUCUAAAAGACGAUGAAAUCUAUAAUAUGAUUACGCCAGAGCAAGACGAAAAGGAAAAGAGUGCGCGCUGUCGCUUUAAUGGUCGCUUGCUGCUCAGCUGGCUACAAGACGUCGACGACAAGUGGGAGAAGAUAAAGGAAUCCAUGGUCUUGCGACAGCAUAACGAAGCGGAAAGUUUGCAUGCGGUUCAAGUUAUGGAUUGGAAUAUGUGUCUGAGGAAAAACAAAUUGUGUGAUUACAUUUACGAGCCAACCGUCGAUAAGAUUCAUGUACCCAUUGUUUAUGUGGCUGAUGAUUUUGAUAUGUUGCCAGCAUAAGAGUGGGCUUGGCUCGAUUCAAUUUGCAGUUAUUUAUACAAUGUAAAAAAAAA